AACCGGUAGAAUCAGAACACGGCGGCGAUUUGAAAAAGAAGCACAGAAUCCUUAACAACAAACUUACGGCAAAAUGACCUCUUGUCUACUUAGGGUUUCACUACAAAAUAGAGAGCUUCCAUGACAAAUAGAGCCCUUUCACUUUCGUGGAAGGAUGACGUAAUUACUUCCGCGAAUACGCCGACCGAAACCUCGCGCCCUUUGACCGCGUUCGCGGAAGUAAUUUAGCUGCUUCUUACGCCCAUGAAAGUGACAGUUCGCUAUUUUGUCGUGACGUUCUCUAUUUUGUUGUGAAAUACCGAGACAUGAUGUACUUUGAGAUUGCCGUCAGUUUGCUACUGUUGUGGAUUCUGUACCGUUUUAUAAAUCUCUGCCGUGUUCAAAUGGCUACAGGUGGUUUUUCCAAAAUCACUGACAGAAGGAGCUUGAAAUCUACCAGUAGUUGUGUGCCUACAAGUACGAGCAAAAAAUGCGUCACCGAAGAUUGGUCCUCGGUUCGCCGGUCCUGCGGUCUAAAUAACGAUACAGUUAAGGAACGCAAGGGUUGUAAGUCACCAGUCUUGGCGUCUACCGAAGACGACUUGACCUCUGUGGGACACUGUCGGAGACGCCUCCUUCACAACAGCUUGGAGGACCCGCGGAACACAGCGAAACUCACGGCCCGAUACGUUAACGAGAAACUGGCAGCAGAGCUCCUACAAGCGUUCCCUAAGGACAUAUACACGGUUGAAGACCACUGUCUGGAGGAGGAAGGGGGCUCAGAAGUCCUUGAGGCCGUGACAGUUUCCACCACAGACAACCUACAGGACCAGGUUUUGAUCUGCUGUAAGCCUUACAUUGUCGCUUUGAAGACUGGAACCAUGGACUUUGACAAGACCGGAGAUCAACUCUUUGAUUUUGUGGGAGAAGCUAUGGAAAUGAUGGAUGCGGGGAACUACAAGGGGGCGCUCCUGUUACUUCCUGAGCAAACGUUCCUGCCGCGUUACCUGGCUGAGAAGCUCCAACAGAAGGGAGACAUCUUCACCCUGCGUCACACUGAUGGGUUCGUUAGAGAUGUUGUAAAGUAUAUGAAAAAAGUGUCCAACUCUUGACUUCAGAAGUCAACCUUUGCUUCUCAGUACUUUCUAUAUACACGUGACAAAUUACAAAUUACAGAUUUAUUCAUUCAUACAUCGACUUCUUUCGCCAACCCUUUCAGAAUUCUGUCAUUUGUUACGAUCAUUUCAACAUAUAACCGUUUUGCCUUUCAAAGUAGAUUAAAAUACCAUAAAGAACGUAUCUAAUAUCGACGUCUGACGUCUAUCAUACUAUUUCUUUACUCUUUAUAGUGAUACAAUUAAUGUUAUAUAGUGUUAUAUAAAGGGACGACGUAAAAUAUAUAUUCUAUUUUGAACACGUGUGAUAAAUGGGUUAUGGAUUAGAAAUGGCUGUCACAAAUAAGGACUAC
Branchiostoma floridae (Florida lancelet) is the source of this 1447-nucleotide messenger RNA. RefSeq lists its product as uncharacterized. The coding region runs from base 306 to 1091 and encodes 261 amino acids. The record is from RefSeq and is a predicted model, not a curated record. The transcript has 5 exons. NCBI's taxonomy places the organism in Eukaryota, Metazoa, Chordata, Leptocardii, Amphioxiformes, Branchiostomatidae.